GUCGUUAACUUCGUUGGUGUGGAGCCACUCGCUCCUCGGCCUCCUAUUUGCAUUUCUCCAGUUUGUUCUUCUCAGCGCUUCCAUUCAAACUCAAUCCGUUGCAGAGCCUAGGUUUUCUCAGAUUAUGAAAUCUCCGUCGUCAAUGGAUUGUUCCGAUUCAUCCAUUCAAGCAUCCGAUUCUCCCUACCGUCUCUUGCUUGCAGCGGCGUCUCUCAUACCUGUUUCUCACUACUUGCUAGGGUUCCUGUUCAUUGUUUUGGUGUUUCUGUACAAUUUCCUCGAGGUUCACAUUCUUCAGGACCUGUUCGCCGGGUUCAGAGGACAGCCAGUGUCUUUGACCUUCGACGCUUCUUCCGAGGUUUACCAAGAAAUCGUCUCCAAGUGUCGAAUUCUUCAUGGGAGGUAUUUUGCAACUCCCUGGCUUUCCAGUCCUCAUCUUCAGACUUCUUUCUUGAGCUUCUCUGGUCAUCCUCCUGCUUUCAGCUACAGCAGACAGCUAUUUCAUACGGCUGAUAAUGGAACAAUGGCUCUGGAUUGGCUGAUGAAUUCUGAUGUUUCAGAGGCUUCUUUCCAAAUGAAAGGCACCGUUCCUGGAGAUGAUAAAGUCCCCAUCGUGAUGGUAAUUCCAGGCUUAACAAGUGAUUCUUCCGCCGCAUAUAUAAAGCAUUUCGCUUUCAAGAUGGCAAAAUGUGGUUGGAAUGUUGUCGUCAGCAAUCAUCGUGGGCUCGGAGGGAUAUCUAUUACUUCUGAUUGCUUCUAUAAUGCUGGUUGGACAGAGGACAUACGUGAAAUCAUUGACCAUAUUCACCAUAAAUAUCCAGAAGCUCCUCUUUGUGUGGUUGGAACUAGUAUUGGUGCAAAUAUUCUGGUAAAAUAUCUGGGCGAGGAUGGGAUUAAUACCCCUAUUGCUGGUGCAGCAGCUAUAUGUUCUCCUUGGGAUCUUCUGAUAUGUGACAGGUUUAUCAACCGUAGAAUUGCUCAGAAGUUCUAUAAUAAAGCUUUAACGGUUGGCCUGAAAGCUUAUGCUCAGUUGCAUCAGUCCAUCAUAUCCCGUCUUACAGAUUGGGAUGGAAUUGAAAAGUCGCGUUCUGUUCGAGACUUUGAUGAUUAUGUGACUCGGGUCCUUGCAAAAUAUGAGACAGUGGAUACUUAUUACAGGCGUAGCAGCAGUAUUAAUUUUGUGGGAAAAGUUAUGCAGCCACUUCUCUGCAUCAAUGCUUUAGAUGAUCCAGUUUGCACGAGAGAAGCCAUCCCUUGGGAUGAGUGCAGGGCAAAUAAAAACAUUGUUCUGGCUACCACACAGCAUGGAGGACACCUUGCUUAUUAUGAAGGGAUGACUGCAAACAGCCUGUGGUGGGUAAGGGCUGUUCAUGAAUUCUUUAAUGUUUUGUGCUCGAGUUCAUUAAUCCACAGAAAGGAGGAGGUAUUGCAAAUUCCGCCCUUGAUCAGUCCUCUAGAGUCUUCAGUUGAGCAAAGCCCGUAUGUGAAUAUUACAGAAGGAGGACUGGUGACUACUACGGGCGAUAACCAAACAACUAAUCCAGAAGACGUACGCCUUCAGAAUGAGCCUACAGUUCAGAGCGAGGGGGGCAAAGAUACAAUUCUGGAAGCACGUAAAAAUGAUCUGAAUACAGGAGCAAGGACGGAUUUGACAGAUGAGCCGCCCCAGCCCCAGCCCCAAGAUGCUAACGACAUGAUUAUGCCUGUAAGAAGAUACAUGGAUCAGCUUUCGCGACAGAGCGGGAAAUCAUUUUGGCUACUCGUGUAUGUUGCCAUUGUAACAACUUGGCCACUGGUGGGUUCAGCUGUUACAUUGUUCUUCAAGAAAAAGUUCGGUAAAGUCUUCUCAGCAACCAAGCAAAGGAGAUAGAAUCCCAAUUCCAUGCUGGUAUGUUGUUGUUGUCUUAUUCAACAACCUGUUGUUCCCUGGGAAGGGGCAAUCGAAAUAAUAGUGCAAAAUAGUCGUAAAAUACCACUUUCGUUGUGAAUAAUAAAUAGGCCGAGAGCUCGAGAGCUUGAGCCGGAUGGAAACCAAUCAAAACCCACGGGGUACAGCAGAUCUUCUUUGUUAUAAGCUGCGUGCGUUACAUAUGCUUGGUGCAGGACAUGUGUCGCCUGUUCAGCAGCAGCUAUUGAAGAGAAUUAAAUUUGCUAGCCUCUUUCAAAUCAAAAUUUUUUGUUACAUGAUUUGGGUAUUUAAUAAUAAUUUUUAGGUUAUUUUA
This is a messenger RNA of Diospyros lotus (date-plum), 2222 nucleotides long. Its product is annotated as embryogenesis-associated protein EMB8. The record is from RefSeq and is a predicted model, not a curated record. NCBI's taxonomy places the organism in Eukaryota, Viridiplantae, Streptophyta, Magnoliopsida, Ericales, Ebenaceae. The transcript is spliced from 14 exons. Gene Ontology annotation, molecular function: short-chain carboxylesterase activity; monoacylglycerol lipase activity. Bases 125 to 1870 code for a protein of 581 amino acids.